AUGCCGAGUCCUGCAGGGUCUGCCGUCCAACAGCCCCCUUCCUCCAAUCACUUCGACAAAGACCACAGUGCGGCAGAGUCAUGGUCCGGUGCAGACUCGGAUAACGAUCUCCCGGACACCAACGGUUCCUCAGCCCGCGCGUUGAAACGCAAGCGUCCCCUCACCGUGUCCUGUGAGCUCUGCAAGCAGAGGAAAGUCAAAUGCGAUCGCACGCAGCCGAGUUGUGGUUGGUGUACGCGCAACGGUCAGAUAUGUGAGUACAAGGAGCGGAAAAAGCCUGGCCUCCGGGCUGGGUAUGGUAAGGAAUUGGAGCAGCGUCUGAAUCGCCUGGAAGAAGUCAUCCAAGCCCAAGCUCGGCUCAUCGAGAUGCACAUCCUCCAGAGCCAGCCGGGAGUCGGUCACGAUCUACCCCAGGCUGGUCCUCUGUCCUAUAGUUCUCCAUCAGAACCGUCGGCUGUGCAUGGCCCGAGUCCCCGGACGGCCUUUUACUUCAACGACCCAACAUCUGUGACAUUGCCUUCACGCCGCCCCGAUACCACCAUGGCCAGUCCGUCGGAGGCCUCCGUCAAGACGACAGCACCAGCUCAUUUACAAAAUGGGCCUCCGGCACCUCCGUCACUAGGCCCAUUGCCGCAAGCCCAUCCCUCCAAUGGCGGUGAUUACACAGCGAAUGAAUCGUCGUUGAAAAUCCCUUUCACUCUAUCCUCAAAUCAGGAACAAUCACUAGCAGAUCCAGAUCUUGAUCUUCCGCCGUAUGAUCUGCUGUACGCCUUGGUGGACCUUUAUUUUGAGCAUAUUAAUCCUUGGUGCCCGAUUCUCCAUCGUCGAACCACUCUUGAUACCUUCUUUGGGCCGUCCCCACUGGAAGAGGCGGACCGCAUUGUUCUGUACUCGAUUGUGGCGACCACACUUCGCUUUUCGUCAGACGUUCGGCUGAACGAGCUGAACCGCAAACGAUUCCACGACUCCUCCAAACAAAAGGUUCUUCUGUAUGGACUCGAAAAUUCGUCUGUCAAAGCACUCCAGGCGCUUGUGAUUCUUGCCUUGGACCUCGUCGGUUCAUCUAAUGGUCCACCCGGCUGGAAGCUACUGGCUCUCAUUACACGAUCUGUCGUCCAAUUAGGGCUGGCCGUGGAGUCCAAGUCGACCCUCAUUGCUCCCGUCUACCCUUCAAUUUAUACUCUCAGAGCCGUCACCUUGUCCGAACCGGACUCGUGGAUCGAGGAUGAGAGUAGACGUCGGUUAUUCUGGAUGGUAUACUUGCUGGACCGAUACUCGACCCUCGCCACGGCAUUCAACUUCGCCUUGGACGACAAAGAUAUCGACCGCAAGCUGCCAUGCAAAGACGAAUUUUUUAUGAAGAAUCAUCCUGUGGAAACGCGGUGGUUCCACUACUCCGGUGACCGCGCCGACUACCUCAGUCACGCCGACAAUGUGGGCUCUUUCGGGCUCUACGUGGAGAUCCUCGGGAUCCUGUCUCGUAUUCACACAUUUCUGAAACGACCCGUCGAUAUUGGAGCUCUCUCGGAUGUGGAAGAGUGGCAGGCUACGUAUAGAAAACUCGACAACGAGUUGACAUCGUGGGAAUUCAAUCUGCCUGCGGAGUAUGCCUUUGAGAACUCAUCCCGGCUCGUCAGCGGGUCGAAGCACAGUCGCGGUCCUCACAGUGACUGGGUGCAACUCCAUACCACCUAUCAAACAGCUGUGAUCCGCCUUCACUCAUCAGCCGCCUACCCAACCACGCGGUCCCCAAUUUUCACCCCAUCCUACAGCGCCAGCCAACGCUGCCUUCUCGCCGUGGACAACAUCCUCUCCGUAACCCGCUUCGUCGUAGAUCACAACAUGCUCGACAAGCUCGGCCCCCCCUUCGCCUUCACCCUCUGGGUCUCUGCCCGCCUCCUACUUGUCCACGGCUCCACCAUAGCCCACACCGUCAGCCCAGACAUUCUCUUCUUCGUCGACGCUCUCGCCCGCAUGGGCAAAUACUGGAAAGUCGCAGAGCGCUACAGCACCAUACUACAACGCGUCCUGGACGAGUACGGCGAAUACCAGCAAUCUGCCGCGCUGAUGGAUGGUGAGCGCUCCACGCCAUCCACUGUCAAAAUCCUAGCCGACAUGCGCCGCUGCGCAUUCGAUCUUGAUUUCCUCAUUUCGCGCCAGCCCCGCGAGUCCCCGGCUGCCGCAGGCAGCCGCGGCGGCGGCGGACACUACCCCGGCUCCGUGGGUCCCGUCGUGCCGGCGCGUAACCUCGCGCCAAACGAACUCGAGUAUCUCGACGUCUUUGGUUUCUUCAAUGUCCCUCGCCUCGAUAUGGGCGAGCCUGUGCCCGACCCCAUGUCCAUCCAUGGCCUCACUGGCGCCGGGCAACCGGCGUCUGUUGUUGAUGGCGGCCAUACGGUGAAUGCGAACGAGUUCAACAUCACGAAUUAUCUGAUUCCGACACCUGAAACGGAUUGGCUGUUCCGGCCGGGUGGAUGA
Molecule: messenger RNA, 2478 nt
Organism: Penicillium lagena
Lineage: Eukaryota; Fungi; Ascomycota; Eurotiomycetes; Eurotiales; Aspergillaceae
Product: putative C6 transcription factor
Exons: 5
Coding region: 1-2478 (825 amino acids)
Biological process (GO): DNA-templated transcription; regulation of DNA-templated transcription
Cellular component (GO): nucleus
Molecular function (GO): DNA-binding transcription factor activity, RNA polymerase II-specific; zinc ion binding; DNA binding
Source: RefSeq, a predicted model, not a curated record